GUGAGUAAACACUCGCCAUUUGUGAGGAAAAAUCGAGAAAAAGUCGCUGUGAAUGUACUUUAGACGUUUCCCCGACAAAGUUAUCGGCUCUAAUUCCUCAUCGGGGCGGAUGUUAGUGUGAAGUACCCUGCGCUAUCCGCCUGCCCUGCUGAUAAAGAACGAGAUGUUUGCAGUAAUUCAUGAGACCUGCGCGUAGUUUUGGCGUUAGCAUUAGCCUUAGCGUAAGCCUUAUCCCCGGGCCUGGUGUGUAGUUAGCUUAGCACUUUUCUCACCUUCAGCACUUCUGGCUGCGCAGUGUAAAAGAGUGUGUCCGUGUUUAGUUAAAUUUUUUUUUUUCUUGGAAAAAUGAUGAUUGAAAACCUCGAUGCCUUGAAGACGUGGCUCUCCAAAACCCUGGAACCAAUAUGUGAUGCAGACCCGUCUGCGCUUGCAAAAUACGUGGUGGCCUUGGUGAAGAAGGACAAGUCGGAGAAGGAGCUGAGGGCGCUGUGCAUAGACCAGUUGGAUGUAUUUCUCCAAAAGGAGACUCAGAUGUUUGUGGAUAAGCUUUUCGAAGCUGUGAACACAAAGAGCUACCUACCUCAGGGUGAGACCCCAGGGUCCGGGGGCAGGACAGAGGGUCACACACGCUCCGACAAAGACGAACAGAAGAAGGAGGAGGUGAGAGAGCAGCUGAGUAGGGAAGAUGAUCGGGAGAAGAAGUUUUCUAGGAGACUAAACCACAGCCCUCAGGGCAGCUCCCGUUACAGUCGAGACAGCAGGAGGAGUGAUGAGCGUAAGAAAGACGAUCGGUCCAGAAAGCGAGAGUACGAGCGUCCUCCACCCAGACGUGACUCGUAUCGCGAACGCUACAAUCGGCGCAGGGGGCGGAGCUACAGCCGUAGCCGGAGUCGCAGCUGGAGCAAAGACAGACUGCGCGAUCGUGACAGAGAGCGCGAUCGAGACAGAGAGCGCGAGAGGGAGAGGGAGCGCAGCAGGACGCGCACUCGCAGCCGCUCCAGGUCUAGGAGUCGAGAGAGAGAAUCUGGAAAACCGAAAUAUGAUCACGAGCGGCCAGAGGGCGGCGCCACUGAGGCCUACGUACCCCCGCCCAUUGCCUCUGCUCCUAGCACCUCCCAUUUCAUGGUGCCCGCCCUCAACAGCACCAUCACAGUCAUUGCUCCCACUCACCACGGCAACAGCACCACGGAGAGCUGGUCUGAAUUCCACCAAGGCCACGUCCCACCGUACGGCAGAGCAGCUCCGCCCCCUUCACGCAAGCGUUGCCGUGACUACGACGAGAAAGGUUUCUGUAUGCGAGGUGAUAUGUGUCCGUUCGACCACGGCAGCGAUCCGGUAGUUGUGGAGGACGUAAACCUUCCCAGCAUCCUCCCCUUCCCUCCCGCGACUCUGCCUGUCGGCGAGGGUCCGCUCCCUCCGGGUCUCCCGCCACCUCCCGGUCUACUCCCGCCUCCUCCGGUCAAUCUCCGGCCCCCGCUGGCACCGGGUGGCCUCCCACCUGUCGCAGGUCCUCCUCCUCCUCUCCCAGCUCUGGAUGCUCCUCCAAACUCCAUGACAGGCUCAGUCCCCUCCAUUGUCUCCACGUCUCGUCCUCUUCUUCCCCAGCCUCCGCUUCACCUGGUCGCCGCGGGCAUCCGACCUCCACUCGCACAGCCUCCGCCCCCCCUCUUUACCACAGACUCAUUCGAACCGGACGUGUACAACCCUGAAGCUCCCAGUCUGAAUUCUCGCCCUGCGUACAGACCCCGGGUCAACGUGCAGAGACCAAACCUCAUAGGCCUCACUAUGGGAGAAGUGGAUCUGUCCCCACGCGAUAAAAUGAUGAACAGCAAUACUGCACGGAUUGUUUUAGAAUCAGACUCCAGGAAGAGGGGGGCGGGGCCUCACGACGGGGGACUUCCUCCUAAAAAGCCUUGGUUUGAUAAGCCAAACUUCAACAAGCCCAACCAUCACGGUUACCAUAAGAAAAUGCCACUGUCUCUUCCGCUGCCUCUGCCGAACACUAAGUUGGCCAUCCGGCAGAUCCCUCCCGCGCUGAACAACAUCAGCAAGCUCAACGAGCACUUCAGCAAAUUUGGGAAGAUCGUCAAUCUGCAGGUCGCCUAUAACAAUGACCCUGAGAGUGCUCUGAUCCAGUUCGAGUCUCCUGAGGAAGCAAAGCGCGCUAUACACAGCACCGAGGCUGUUCUCAACAACCGAUUCAUCAGAGUGCAGUGGCACAAAGACGACGGACUGCCUGGCACACACACGCACACUCCGCUCAGCAUGAGUGUGCAGCAGCCUGAAGCUACCAGUCUGAAGCAGUCAGUGAAAGAUCGUCUCGGUCCCCUCCCCUCGAACAGCACAGAGCCAAUGCAGGAUGCCACGCCCCCAUCACAGUCUUCACAGAGUGCAGCGCGGUCAUCGGUGAAGGAGCGUCUGGGCUUCUCAAAACCGGCGCCUGCUGAAGGAAAGGUCUUCUCCACGUCCACCGGACUCACCAAGACGUUUUAUAACCCCGCCGCAAUGAAGCCAGGCCACAAGGCGGCGUUAACGGGGGCGACUGCCAGCUCCGAGGAUGCGCUAAAGAAGAAGCAGGAGGCGCUCAAACUUCAGCAAGACGUGAGGAAGAAGAAGCAGGAGAUCCUGGAGAAGCACAUAGAGACUCAGAAACUGCUGAUUUCUAAGCUAGAGAAGAACAAGGCAAUGAAAUCAGAGGACAAAGCACAGCUGAUGCAGACACUGAACGCUCUGACAAACAGCAUCAGCAAACUGCAGGAGGAGAUCAAGGGCCUGUCGAGCGCGCACACACUGCACAGCGGCGUCAAAACCAAGGCUCAGGCUCAGAAGGAGUUGUUGGACACUGAACUCGAUCUGUACAAGAAAACACAAGCUGGGGAAGACACAGCACAACUCAGACUGCGAUACACACAGCUGCAGCUCGAGGCGGCUAAGAGGGGCAUUCUGACCCCAGGGCGAGGGAGGGGGGCCCAUGCCCGGGGUCGGGGGACAGCGCGGGGGCGUGGUCGUGGUAUUAGGGGCAGACCGAGGGGGCUUCCUGCUCACUCUGUGGUGGAUCAUCGACCUCGUGCUCUGGAGAUCAGCGGGUUUACCGAGGCUGACCGAGUGGACCUGCUGCCACACUUUGCUCAAUUCGGUGAGAUUGAGGACUGUCAGAUGAAGGACUCGAGUCUUAGUGCUGUGAUCACCUUCAGAACCCGAGCAGAAGCUGAACAGGCUGCCGUUCAUGGUGUGAAGUUGAACAAUCAGGAUCUGCGUCUGUCCUGGUACAAACCGGCCGUCUCUCUAAGCGCGGCCGACGCUGACGAGGCAGAGCCCGAAGAAGAUGAGUUCCAGGAGGACUCUCUGGUGGACGACGCACUGCUGCAGGAUGACGACGAGGAAGACGACGAUAACGAAUCACGCUCCUGGCGUAGAUGAAGAUGUCUCUCAGAAGAACAUCACCACCACUGUCGCCACAACCACCGCCACCACCGUCACACCAUUUCCUGUUUCCAUUUUAUUUCUUUUUUGUCAAAUGCUUGUUUUUAAUUAAGAGGCUGUUGACCACAAGUACGCUGUCCAUGGUUCAUGUAUUAGCAGUAACUCUGAGCCGAUAUCUCACUCAGCGCGGUUCUUCUUCUUCCUCUUUUUUUUUGUGUGUUUUUCCACAAUGUAACAAAUAAUAAUAAUAACAUUGCGUUAA
This is a messenger RNA of Clarias gariepinus (North African catfish), 3685 nucleotides long. RefSeq names its product RNA binding motif protein 26 (gene rbm26). Gene Ontology annotation, cellular component: nucleus. Lineage: Eukaryota; Metazoa; Chordata; Actinopteri; Siluriformes; Clariidae. The record is from RefSeq and is a predicted model, not a curated record. Gene Ontology annotation, molecular function: RNA binding; metal ion binding. The transcript has 22 exons. Gene Ontology annotation, biological process: mRNA processing. Bases 346 to 3420 code for a protein of 1024 amino acids.